Molecule: messenger RNA, 1023 nt
Organism: Teleopsis dalmanni
Lineage: Eukaryota; Metazoa; Arthropoda; Insecta; Diptera; Diopsidae
Product: serine protease SP24D-like
Exons: 2
Coding region: 31-783 (250 amino acids)
Biological process (GO): proteolysis
Molecular function (GO): serine-type endopeptidase activity
Source: RefSeq, a predicted model, not a curated record
AAUUCGUUCAGUUAAGUUUAUUAUAGCGAAAUGAAGACUUGCAUCCGCAGUUUAUGUCUAUUAGCAGUCAUAUUGGCUUGCAGUGGUUCACCUCAAGGCCGUAUAACCGGAGGACACACUGCCAUAUUAGGACAAGUACCAUAUCAGGCUUACUUAGCCGUUGCUGGUUCCCCUAAUUGUGGUGCAGUAAUUUUGAGUGAACUUUAUGCUCUAACUGCUAUGAGAUGCGUCUGUUCAGCAGGCAGUCAGAAUCCAUGGCCAGCAUCAGCAUUUAGUGUAAACGCUGGUACGAUUGAUCUUUACAGAGGCGAAGUAUCAAUCUUCGUUGAAGAAAUCACACUUAGCCCUCAUCGUAGCGAAUUUAAUACUGGACUUGCAUUGUUGAAGCUUCGUCAACCAUUCGUUUUCUCAGAUUACAUUCAACCAAUACCUUUAGCAAAGAAUAGUCCAGUAGUUGGUGAACAGAUUGAAGUUUCCGGAUGGGGACGUCAGUUGGACACUGAUUCAAAUAUGCAACGUGCUUUACAAAUCAAUGAAGGAACUGUUAUUAACGAAGCUGAAUGCAGUCGUUCUAUAGAUAAAUCCGACAGUCAAGUAUUUUGUUUGGAUCAUCCACGCAGCAACGGUAUUUGUAGAGGAGAUUUCGGUGGACCCGCUGUCUAUCAAGGUGAAUUGGUUGGCAUUGCUGCCUACGUUUUGGGUGAAUGUGGAAGUUAUUUGCCUGAUGUGUACACCAGCAUCGCUAGUAACUACGAUUGGAUUGUUGAAACAAUGUCAGCUUAAAAUCUAUUCAACACUAAAAAAUUCUUCACAAAUUUGAAUCGUUAACAUCAAGCGAUUAUAAAAUUUAUUCCUGUCGGGUAUCGAUUAUAUUGAACAUAUGUUCUGUAUUGGAUUACAAUUGUGUAUAUACGUAUUAAGAAUAUAUAUUUAAAAUAUUUCUGUUAAUACAGUACUAAAGAAUUUUGUGUUCAAAUACUUUCUAUACUUCGAAACCCAUUAAUAAAAAGCAUUAUUUUUAAA